AUGAUAAUUCGUUUUAUUAAUAAAGUGUUUGUGUUUAUAAUUUAUACGCCAACAAGUACCUUCAAGAUGCUCCUAGCGACGGUCAUCGCGUUAGCGGGCAUAAUCGGAGCCGAGGAACUGCCGCCGUCGUGCAGCAGACCGGUGUACUGCAACAGCGACUUGCUACAUCACAUGCAGAUGGCCAGGCUCUACCCCGACUCCAAGACGUUCGUCGACCUGCAGCUUCGAAAGAGCGAGAACGCGACACUGGAAGCGUUCGACCAGCUGCGCAAUCGAACGGACGGAAACCCGACGAAGGAACAGCUGCAGGCGUUCGUCGACGAAUAUUUCGAACCCGGCAACGAGCUGGAGGUGUGGAAGCCGGCCGACUUCAGCGACAGCCCUGCCUUCCUAGCCCAAGUACAGGACGACGCUCUCAGGAAAUUCGCCAAGGACAUCAACGACAUUUGGCCAACCCUCGGCCGGAAGGUCAGACCGAUAGUCUUCGAGAAACCGGAGCGGUACAGCUUCAUACCAAUAUCGAACGGUUUCAUUAUACCUGGAGGCCGAUUCACCGAGAUAUAUUACUGGGACGCCUACUGGAUCAUAGAGGGCCUGUUGAUUUGCGACAUGGACGACACCGCCCGCGGAAUGAUCGAGAAUCUCAUUCAGUUGCUGAAGACCCUCGGACACGUGCCGAACGGUAGCAGGUGGUACUACCAGGAGCGCAGCCAACCGCCCCUCCUAUCGGCUAUGGUAUCUCUGUACAUACGGAAGACGAAAGACCUCGCCUUCCUCAAAGCGAACAUAGAGGCGUUGGAGAGCGAGCUAAAAUAUUGGCUCGACACGCAGACGAUCAACUUUAAAGUAGGUAGGAAGACAUACACGAUGUUGCGAUACUAUGCCCCGAGUUUAGGGCCUCGUCCGGAGUCGUAUUACGAGGACUACACGACGGCACAGCAGUUCGACAGCGAUGAGAGGAGGAAGGAGUUCUACGUGGACAUUAAGAGCGCAGCGGAGAGUGGUUGGGACUUUUCCAGUCGCUGGUUCAUCGGGCCCGAGGGUGGGAACAGAGGCAAUUUAAGCACGGUCCACACCAGGGACAUAGUGCCAGUUGACCUAAACUCGAUAUUCGCGAACGCACUGCAGAACGCCGCUUACUUCAGGGGCCUGCUAGGAGACGUUCGCAAGGGCGCCCAAUGGGCUUACCUAGCGAAGCAGUGGCGCAGGACAAUAGACGAGGUGCUGUGGGACGAAGACGACGGGAUAUGGUACGACUACAAUUUGAUCAGCAAAGGGCAUCGGAAGUACUUCUAUCCGAGCAACCUCGCACCGCUGUGGAUGGAAGCGGUGGACGCUCACCGCGCGAAGCAGCACGCGCCUCGCGUCAUGAAAUACUUGCGUGACUCCGAGGGGCUUAAAUUCCCCGGCGGUGUUCCGACGUCCCUCAUAAAGAGUGGCGAACAGUGGGACUUUCCUAACGCGUGGCCGCCGCUAGUCAGCAUAGCGGUGAACGCUCUGGAGGCGCUCGGGUCGAACGAGGCGAGGCAGAUGGCCUUCCAAGUGGCCCAAACGUGGGUGCGCGCGUGCCUGAAGGGUUUCACGGAGAACAAGCAGAUGUUCGAGAAGUACGACGUGGAGCAGCCCGGCAGGAUCGGCGGCGGCGGCGAGUACGUGGUCCAGACCGGCUUCGGUUGGUCCAACGGCGUGGUCUUGGAGAUGAUAAGCACUUACGGCCUCCAGCUGACGGCGACCGACUCUUCUGAAGAACCACCCGAAGACUCCGCUUCCAAGACGGGAUUAUCGGUAGAGUCCGUGGAGGUAAAC
Messenger RNA from Iphiclides podalirius (scarce swallowtail), 1806 nucleotides. Lineage: Eukaryota; Metazoa; Arthropoda; Insecta; Lepidoptera; Papilionidae. The record is from the annotation of a GenBank genome assembly.